Molecule: messenger RNA, 4621 nt
Organism: Pomacea canaliculata
Lineage: Eukaryota; Metazoa; Mollusca; Gastropoda; Architaenioglossa; Ampullariidae
Product: histamine H3 receptor-like
Exons: 3
Coding region: 1329-3092 (587 amino acids)
Biological process (GO): chemical synaptic transmission; G protein-coupled receptor signaling pathway, coupled to cyclic nucleotide second messenger; adenylate cyclase-inhibiting G protein-coupled acetylcholine receptor signaling pathway
Cellular component (GO): synapse; dendrite; membrane
Molecular function (GO): G protein-coupled acetylcholine receptor activity; G protein-coupled serotonin receptor activity
Source: RefSeq, a predicted model, not a curated record
UGCUGAAUGGUCUGUGUGUCGUGGAACGAACGAGACGGAGUUCCGUCAGGUGCCAGGUCUGUGAGGCCGAUCACUUUUCAUAUAAUAUUUCUAAGGGUAUCCGGACAUUUUGUCAUAUGGUUCUCUAGGAUGUCUCGACAGAGGCACAUUUGCCAAAAAAAAUAAAAUAAAAAAAUGUUCACAUAAAAUUGCAUCAUCAUCAUCAUCACGAUGGAAAGAGUGUGUAUGUGUAGGGUAUGGGUGUGUGGGGAGAGAGAAAGAGAGGAAAGUGUGCCCGUGGCGUGUGAGCUGUCUGUAAGAGAGAAGGAGAGAGCGAGAGGCUAUUACCCGCCCACCCACGCUAUCCAAACAGCGCAGAAUCAAAUGUCACCACAAGGCGCUUGAUUCACUGCCGCCAUCCGCUUGUCGCUCAAAGACCACGACUUCUCCCUCGGUGCCACCGCGGCCCCACGCGCAGGUUUCCCCACCCCACCCCUCACCUCACCUCUCAACCUCCUCCUCCCUUCCUCCUCCUCCUCCUGCAGACUCGGGCGCUGAAGUUGGGUGACGCCCACGGCACGAGCACGGCGCGCGCAGUUCCAGUCCUCCAGGCACGUGCUUGCCUUGCUUACAACGCCGCCGCCAAGACGAGGCUGGGGCUCCGCUAACUGAUUAGCACUGCGCGCUGGACCAGCGUGUAAAACGACAAGUUUUGUCAGCACGUGCCAGCAUGUGUACCUCUGAAAGACUGGACUGCCAGGACACAGCGUUGAACUGCAAACGAAAAUGAGAUCCUCCACAAUUAUUGCAGGAUAUCUUCUAUUCAUUGAUUUCGUCUCUGGAAAACUAUUCACACCAGAGUGGAAUCUGUUUCAAAUUUUGCUUGCUUAGUUUUUAGGGUGAUCCUAUUCGAAAAAUUUACAUGAGAUGGAGGCAUCCAGUCCUUGCCCGCAUCGACUGACUCUCAGCUACCUCAAUGAUUUCGCUUUUCUGGUGUUGAGAGACUGAAUAAAAUCUCUGAAUGAAAUAACGGAGGAAAUAUUUUAAUUUCAAAUACACUAGCCCCGGGAUAAUGCAGUAAAAUUAAUUAUUUAGAGUUUCAAAUCAAACUUUUGGUUAUUGGGCCUUUAUCUCAUAAAUAAGGUAAAUAAGACAACUGACAAGUUGGAUGAUAGAAAGAAUAUGAUUUUUAAGCCUUACAAAGUUAAAGUCAGUCAUAAAUAAAUAAAAACUCAUCCAUCUGAUUACAUGUUUGAAAACAGCUGUAGGAAACACAUUGUAGAAGGGAGGACUUGAUCCCGCGCUUCUGAGGUGAGGGAGGGGGACGUAGACGAUGUGCACGUGUCUGGAUGAGAACAAGUAGUGCGUUGGGCCACACACACUCUGGCAAGCCAAGACUCGAAAGUUUCCAUGGCAACAGUCUCGCAAACAGAUCGCGCAGAAAGUAUCAUGGCUGCCUGCAGGGCACAUCCACCCCUCUGGACAGGAACGACCAUUUGACCUCUUCUGACCUUGAUGACGUCACCAUGCCGCAAGCGCCUCAUGGGCUUUACGUCAAUCUGACGUCGUCCAGCCGUCCCAGCGGCUUCUUCGCGGUCUGGGCGGCCACGGUUCCCAUGGUGACCGUCUCUGUGGUGACGUUGGCCGCCAACGGCACGGUGUUGCUGAUGUUCGUGCUGCGGCCCAGCCUGCGGCGAGGCAAGAACGCCUACAUCGCCUCCCUGGCUCUGGCCGACUUUCUCAUCGGGUGCUACAUGCCCCUCCUGGCCCUGGAGGAGGUGGGGCUGGUGGCCAUGGGGAGGGGUUGCGAGUGCCGGAUGUACGUCACGGGCCAGCAGGCGCUGGUCUACGUCUCGCUGCUCAGCAUCCUGCUCAUCACGUUGGACAGGUGCUGGUCCUUGCGGGCGCCCUUCUCCUACCGCGCGCACCACACGCGCCGCCUGGCGGCCUCUCUCGUCAGCGCCGUCUGGACGGUCAGCGUCGUCAUCUACGCCCUCCCCAUCUUUCUCUGGAACACCAGCCGAGACGAAGAUAACAACCACGACGAUCACCACCACAGCCACGGCCACGACAUCGCAGAGGAAUGCGGCGUGCCGUACGCGGACAGCCUGGGAGUGGUGGCAGUGAUGAGUGGCUUGCUGUACCUACUUCCACUGGCCGCCAUGUGGGCCGUCAACUGCGCCCUCUACACGGCUGUUCGCCAGCGCCGCAGCGUGGAAGUGCGGCGUUCUGUGUCCGUCACCGACACCUUCUUUGUCACCGUCCGCAACUGCAGCGCCACCAAAGCCAUCAUGGUCAACGACAACAAGCCAACCAUACAGAUCACAGAGGCGCCAUCCAUCGCCUCUCCGCCCUCAGGAGAGCAUCCAGGUGCCAUGUUGCCGUUGCUCCCGAUGGGCAGCACUCGCAGUCUCGCCAGCUCCCACAGCAUGACCAGCAGUCACAGCGGCAACGACCUGACCCUAUGCCCUGGCUCAGCCGGCCGCACGGGCCGACGUCACAGCUGUGCUGUCACCAGCCUGUCCCCGCAGCUGCACACGGGCAGCCCCAUUAGCCAGCGUCGCAUCUCGCUCCCCGACAGUCUGCUGCGCGGCCACUUCUCUCCUGCCUGCAGCACCACCGACUGCCGACACGUGGGCCGCAAGUGGUCGGCCAGCACGGCGUCCGGCAUGGUGGGGUCUGGCGCUCUGGGGGCGUCCAGCGGGGUGCUGGGCAGCGGCGGAGUGUACGACGGGGGUCAUCUCCCGGGCAACGACCUGGUGCGCGAGGUGCUGGUGAAGCAGGACCGCCGGGUAGCGUGCUGUCUGGGGCUGUUGCUCACCACGUGCACCUUGUGUUGGCUGCCGGAAGCCUUCCUGUCGCUGCUGCACGCGCAUUGUCCCACGUGCCUCCCUCGCGCCGCACACGCCAUGGCGCGCUGGCUGCUGCUGGCCAACUCCGCCGUCAACCCCUUCCUGUACGGACUCCUGCACGCGCAGUUCCGCAACGUCGCGCGCCAGUGGUUCCUGAUCGGCCCCAUCAAGCGCUACCGCUUCCGCGACACCAACCGCUACCUGGGUGUCAACAAGCCCACCGCGGACCACUACAGCGAAGCGGAAGGAAGCGAUGACUAGCGGAAGUGACGUCUACCGGAAGCUUGAAGACCUUUCGCGCAAGCUCUGAGAAGCACCAUUCGUGUGAUGGUUGAAGGAAGGACGGACAGACACAUGCUGUUUCUGUGUUUCAUCAGUCACGGACUGUGUCAUCCACCCGUGUUAUUCUAGACUGUCAACCUGUUGGUGAUGGCAGUGGGUCAGUCUGUGACAUGUAACUCUGAGCACGUGAGAUAGAGGGCGCUCAGAGAAUAUUGUGACAAUCUUUCCUUCAUUGCUGACCCUCGUUCUGUGACACUACAAACGCAAGAGUUGAAGCCAGGCAGCAGCUACGACUUAGGAGUCUCCAAUGUCUCCUGCGGUUCGAAUCGAAGAACACAGAUUUGUUUCAACACAAUUUGUGAAAAUUCUUAAUUAAUAAAAAAUAAUGUAUUUUGUUCUAGAACCUACUGAGGUUAAGUAGACUGGACUAUCACAUGAAGUGCGUGGAACUUUUGAAUAAAAAAAAGGCGAGUGAGAAUCUUGAUACUCAUCUUUCUCUUAAUUACUCUUCUGGGAAAAUGCCAGACUGAAAACAUUCCGGUUUAAAGUGUUGAAGCUACAUUAUUAAAGGUCAAGAGGUUUGCGGAGGUAGAAACUCUCGUCUGAUGGUUGAUAGGAUGAGAAAAAAAGGCUUGCUCGAGCUGUUGACCAUCUGUCUGUCUCUGAGGUUGAAGGCAGUACAAAAAAUGUCUUGGGUCCGCGUCAGCUGGUAGCAGCUCAUAGAGCGAGUACCUGCCACGAACCAAGAACAAGAAUAUUAUGAAGAGCGGGGGGAACCAUACCAUGUGUACUCGUCAUGGAUCUCUGAGACUGUUUACUUCUUGACCUCUGCGUGUCUUCUACACAGACUUCAAGAAUCUUCACGAGCUCCCAACCCCUUCUAUCCUCUCUCUGAUGAAGUACUGGUGCUCUUCUCAGCCUGAAACAGGAACCUGGUUGUGACAUCAUCAGUGUACAACACCGCCAUCAAGCCCCGACCUCAUGACUGCGCUGUUGGUUUUCAGUCGGGAAACCUCAUUGUCAGGCCGACGAUUUCAAAAUAUGAGAAAUUUGUCGUGUUUUAAUUCAUUGUUUGUUUAUUGUUGUUGCGUGGAUAACAGCUGGCAAGUAGCCACAAACAAUUCUCACCACAAAACUUAAGGAUGCCCAAAUAAAAUGUUUCCAAUGUAAGGAUGCCUUCAAGCUUCAGUGUGGGACUGACCAAUCGUCACCAGUAACAACGUGUCGGUCACGUUGCGAACAGCACGUGUCACGUUGCUGUCUCGCCGUCUAUGCGCUUGCCAGUCACGUGACCACCGUGCCACAUGUCUUCACCGUCGGAUGUUGUGUUCAGUGACGCUUGCCAGUCACGUGACCCUGUGUCGCUAGUGGUUUGUGGUUUAUGUGCCGUCCUUGCCCUCUUCAUUGUCAUUUCGCACGUUUCCCAUGUCAGCUCCUCGUUUAACGACCCACCCGAAAACAUGUGAUGUAAACAGUCAUUAAACAUCAUCGCAAAUAACCUUGUUGCA